Messenger RNA from Sesamum indicum (sesame), 1569 nucleotides. RefSeq names its product WAT1-related protein At5g07050. Lineage: Eukaryota; Viridiplantae; Streptophyta; Magnoliopsida; Lamiales; Pedaliaceae. The record is from RefSeq and is a predicted model, not a curated record. Gene Ontology annotation, cellular component: membrane. Gene Ontology annotation, molecular function: transmembrane transporter activity.
AUAAACACAAGCACCUGUUUCCAGUGUUUUCCUCUCCACCCUCUCUAGCUAGAACAACUCACCUAGUACUUCUCCUUCUAACAUCAUUAGAUUCUCUCUCUCAUCAGGCAGGCUAGUGCUAGUGAGAGAAUUGAAGGCAAAAAUGGAAAGAAAAGCAUGCCUUGGGAGUUUCUUUGAGAAGGCUAAGCCUUACAUAGCCAUGAUCUGUUUGCAAUUUGGGUAUGCUGGAAUGAACAUUAUCACCAAAGUUUCUCUCAACAGAGGGAUGAGCCACUAUGUUCUUGUGGUCUAUAGACAUGCCUUUGCCACUGCUGUCAUUGCUCCCUUUGCUCUUGUACUUGAAAGGAAAGUCAGGCCGAAAAUUACGUUCAUGAUUUUCAUGCAGAUGUUCGUCUUAGGACUACUUGGACCCGUGAUUGAUCAGAACUUCUACUAUGUUGGGCUCAAAUUCACUUCCCCGACCUUUUCAUGUGCCAUGAGCAACAUGCUUCCUGCAAUGACAUUCGUCAUGGCAGUUCUCUGCAGGAUGGAGAUUUUGGACAUGAAGAAGUUGAGGUGCCAAGCAAAGGUUGUAGGAACAGUAGUAACAGUUGCUGGGGCGAUGCUGAUGACACUCUAUAAAGGUCAUGUCAUAAACUUGGUAUGGUCCAACAGGAACACAUCCAAUGUUGCUGCACUUCCCACUCAAGACACUGACAAGGAUUGGGUUAAGGGCUCAAUUCUUCUCAUCCUAGCCACUCUUGCUUGGGCUUCUUUCUUCAUCCUUCAGGCUAUAACAAUGAGGAAAUACACAGCCCAGCUCUCACUGACAGCAAUUGUGUGCUUCUUGGGAACACUGCAAUCUAUUGCUGUCACAUUUGUCAUGGAGCACAGACCAAAUGCUUGGGCCAUUGGCUGGGACAUGAACCUCCUUGCCGCUGCCUAUGCUGGUAUUGUUUCAUCAAGCAUUGCUUACUACGUGCAAGGACUUGUGAUGCAAAAACGAGGGCCUGUAUUCGUGACUGCAUUCAGCCCAUUGAUGAUGAUCAUCGUGGCAAUCAUGGGCUCUUUCAUCCUGGCUGAAAAGAUUUACGUUGGAGGGGUUCUUGGAGCAGUACUGAUUGUGAUUGGACUGUACUCAGUGUUGUGGGGAAAAUACAAGGAAUUCAAGGAGAAGGAAGCAGACGAAAUUCCUGAGCCAGUAAAGGACACGAUCAUCAGAGCAGGCUGUAACGAUCACAACACAACUCAUGACGAUAUCGAAGCAAAUGCUGUCGAAAUUCAGACCACCAACGAAUCAAACAGAGCUUAAUUAAAGAUAAUUAACAAGAAAAUUAGGAAGAAAUUAGAGAUACUAAUAUCUCCUAAUCAUAUCUACCUUAGUUAAUUUUGUUUCUGCAUAAUUGCUUUUAAUUUUGGCCGAGGUUGUAGACUUUAGUGUAAGUCAUGAGCUGAAAGUUUCUGAAGAGGAAUUCAUGGACGAAAAUCGAACCUUUUUUUUGUUAUCUCUUUUGGAUAUUUGGUACGUGGUAGUGGUUUUUUCCCUAUGUCCACAUUGCAAUGAAUAAUUAAUGUAUCGAUUUUGGACAA